AUGGCACCCUUACUUCAUAGGAAGGAUGUAGAGAAGCCAAAAGCAGACCAGGGAUGUAUACGAUCAAGUAAUUUGGAAGGUACAAUUCAACAUCUUCUUGAUAUGGGAGGAGGAAACUGGGAUAGGGAUACAGUUGUUCGUGCUCUUCGUGUUGCUUUCAAUAAUCCAGAAAAAGUUGUUAAAUAUCUCUAUUGUAACUCCCGCCAGCUGCCAGAGUUUCACCACUGCCAGGUCUGCAGGCUGCCCAGCCCCCGCCAGCUACAGUUGUUCCUCCAAGUGGACCAAAUUCAAACCCUUUGGAUCUCUUCACUUAGGGACUUCCUGACAUGGGCACAAAUGCUCCUGUUGGUGCUGCUGGCAACUUGGAUUUUCUACAUAACAGUCCAUAGUUUCAAGCACUUCAAGCCAUGGUGCAGGUUAAUCCCCAAAUCUUGUAGGAAAGUUUUGAUUCAGAACAAUUUCAAGAUCAUCAUUCAGUUGAGUUGGGAUGUUGGAUUUAACGAUGAUUGGAACAUUGGGAUGCUUGAAGAGUUCAAGGCAAAAGAUAGUGAGGCUAAGAGACAUGAUGAAGGGUUUUAG
This is a messenger RNA of Lactuca saligna, 579 nucleotides long. NCBI's taxonomy places the organism in Eukaryota, Viridiplantae, Streptophyta, Magnoliopsida, Asterales, Asteraceae. The record is from the annotation of a GenBank genome assembly.